AAUAAAACCGAUAAAUCAUAGCGAAACUUAGAGCAAACAUCUAGGAGGUCUCGUUUCCAACUUGCGAACCGUCUUCAACCACGUUUAACCUGCCAACCUUACUCCUAAUGCUUCCCUGGACUUUGUAUUGACUUUGGUCCAGCCUUGAAUUACUUUCCAUUUUGCGUCUGUGUUGCAUUUGGUAAACAUAUCCAGCUACCAGAAUAGUGAGGACAGAUUUACUUGCCGAGGCUGCCUCGCGCGGCGACAACAAACGUCUACCAACCCAAGAUGAAGAGCUGGUUAUCUGCAUUAGUCCUUUUGGGCACGUCCCUAUGGACCUCUCAAGCAUUGGAAGUUAAGAUAGAUGAUACCGAAGAGAACCAGCAGAAAUGUGCUGGCAUGUAUAGUAGAAGUGCAUGGGGUGGUCCGGUAGAUCCUUUCAUCCUCACAGUAUUCCCGAACAAGACGAUCGAAGGCGACGAUGAUCCCAUCGUUAGUUUAGUCAUAUUCGAAUGGAAAGACCAAGAUCUGAUCGGGGUCUACCCACAAGCCGACUCGCUUCAAAAAGAACUCAUUUGCGACGAGGAGAAUGUCCGAGCUAGCUUGUGCAACGAGACAGACAUCGGCGAAUGGAUUCUAUCACCCAACGCGACCGAGCAGUCGGAGAAUUUUAUCCUUACUCAAGCUAUCCACCUUAAGUCCGCGCCGCCCAUCAACUACCCCAUUAAGAAGACGGGAUAUUAUUGCGUUUACGCCUAUGGUUUCAAUACUAAGGAUUAUAUGGGAGUUGUCGAGUUCCGAGAGGCAUAUGGCGAGCUUCCCGCAACCCAGAUCCCUAAACUUCCAUUCUAUGGGGGAAUAACUAUCGUAUACGCCCUAGUUGCCGUAUUUUGGGGCUUCCUCUAUUAUCAACAUAGAUAUGAUAUCCUGCCCGUUCAAAACUACAUCACUGCCAUUCUCGUCUUUCUAGGUGUCGAGAUGUUGAUGACCUGGGGAUUUUAUGAUUAUUUGAAUAGGAACGGUUCCAACAUUGGAGCUAAGGUUCUCCUAGUCUUGGUGGCCAUUCUCAAUGCCUUCCGUAACUCAUUCUCAUUCUUCCUACUACUCAUCGUGUGUAUGGGUUACGGAGUUGUGAAGCCCUCACUAGGCAAAACUAUGGUGUAUGUUAGGUGGUUGGCGAUUGCUCACUUCAUCUUCGGACUGGGUUACGCCAUUACCAGUCUACUCGUUUCCCCGGAUACAGCUAGCCCCUGGCUUCUCCUCAUCGUACUUCCGUUAGCGGGUACCUUGACUGCCUUCUACGUGUGGACGCUCAACUCGCUCAACUUCACGCUUAAAGAUCUGCGCGAGCGUAAGCAGACCGUCAAGGAGACCAUGUACAAGAAGCUCUGGUGGUGUAUCCUAAUCAGUAUUCUUGUCACAUUUGGCUUCUUCUUUUUCAACUCCUUCUCGUUUGCCUCGGCGUCUGACCCGGACUACGUUCCUUUCCACUGGAAGUCACGGUGGUUCGUUAUUGAUGGAUGGCCAAACUUGGUCUAUCUCGCCGAUGUAGCUUGGAUCGCGUAUGUGUGGAGACCUACAGCGAAUAACAGACGUUUCGCGAUGAGUGACGAAAUCGCCCAAGAUGAGGAUGGUGGAUUCGAAUUUGCUGAUGUGGGUGCUCCUGACUCGGACGAUGAUGAUGAGGCGCACAUCGGCACUAAAGUUGCCCAAACACGGUCGGCACCAGCGGCGAACGUUACUUCCACGGCAUCGCAACCACUACAGAGCAGAGCCCCAGCGAAACCCGAGACACCACGGGAUUCUUUCGAUGGAGAGACGAUAUUUGCAGUUGGAGAAGACGGUGACAAGUUCAGUGACGAUGAUGAAGACGAUGACGACGACGACGACGAUGAGGAGGAGGACGAAGAAAGGGGCGAAGGGUCUAAGCUCGUUAGUGGAAAGAAAAAGUAAACCCGUCGCCGACCAUGAAAAUCAGGCGAGGCAGGAGUGGUAUCAACCGUUGUAUUUGGAGCUACCCGCUUUCGUUACUGUACUAUUAUAGACGGCGUUGGAUGCUGAACUACCAAACAUGCCUGGGAAGGCCUAUCGAGGUAGGGUAUCGAUCGAUCGGCACGAAUUGACCGCUUGAGAGAACGGCGGUAGCCCUUGUUUUAUUUAAGGUACAUCAUCACAUGGUAGCGCAAG
Molecule: messenger RNA, 2169 nt
Organism: Annulohypoxylon maeteangense
Lineage: Eukaryota; Fungi; Ascomycota; Sordariomycetes; Xylariales; Hypoxylaceae
Product: lung seven transmembrane receptor-domain-containing protein
Exons: 8
Coding region: 271-1935 (554 amino acids)
Biological process (GO): retrograde transport, endosome to Golgi
Cellular component (GO): membrane; Golgi apparatus
Source: RefSeq, a predicted model, not a curated record